Anopheles nili is the source of this 642-nucleotide messenger RNA. RefSeq lists its product as uncharacterized. Bases 1 to 642 code for a protein of 213 amino acids. NCBI's taxonomy places the organism in Eukaryota, Metazoa, Arthropoda, Insecta, Diptera, Culicidae. The transcript has 2 exons. The record is from RefSeq and is a predicted model, not a curated record.
AUGGCUCGCCUGCGAUCGCGUUCAAGGACAUUGUACGCCUGCACGUAUUCGAUUCUGCUCCUGCUAGUGACACUUAUUGGAACCGAUGGGUUCAACGAAACCGAGAGUCCUGUCAACCGUGCAUUGGUCCAACGAGCCAAGCGCUGGCUGCUGAGCUACCCCAUAAACGGCGGUACGACGAAGAUGGUGUUUGGGUUUCUAGCUCCGGUUCGGUUCCACCACACGCUGACUCGCCUCCUGAACCUGUCGCUAAACAUCCAGGCCAACUAUCGUAUCCUACCGACGAUUAUCUUCCCACGUCCGGAAACGAUCUUCAAGAAUCGGGCGAAUAGCGAGUACACGGAUACGAGUCGCAAGCAGUUCUACGAGCUGGUGGAGCGGCUGUUGAUGAGCUGGAACCGAAACGGUCGUUCCUGUUUGUUAAGGACGAUCUGCGAGGUAGCUGACACGUCUCUGCGACAUAAUGGGUUGAUUGGCGAAAUUCUGGACGUGAUGUUCACACCCCAUGACACUGAUCAGCUCUCCAGCGAGUACAUCAUGGCACGGAAGUACGGUGCGAACGGGGUUGAUUGCAUGCGGAUGUACGCCGAGUGUCCUGUCGGUCAUGGACUGCUCGAUACCAUCAGUGCUAUGGAAGUGUGA